This is a messenger RNA of Chanos chanos (milkfish), 402 nucleotides long. It is a transcript of the gene ndufa2, whose product is annotated as NADH:ubiquinone oxidoreductase subunit A2. Bases 22 to 324 code for a protein of 100 amino acids. Gene Ontology annotation, cellular component: respiratory chain complex I. The transcript has 3 exons. The record is from RefSeq and is a predicted model, not a curated record. NCBI's taxonomy places the organism in Eukaryota, Metazoa, Chordata, Actinopteri, Gonorynchiformes, Chanidae.
UUCCGCUGUCUGUUAAGGAUAAUGGCUGCCGCCAUCGUGAGGGGAGUGGGGUCUAACCUUGCAAGAAAUCUUCGGGAAGUCCGCUUGCAUUUUUGCCAGACUUCACCGGCAAGUCUUGGCGCAAGGGAUUUUGUCGAGCAACACUAUGUUACUCUGAAGAAAGCAAACCCCGAAUUCCCCAUCUUAAUAAGAGAAUGUUCGGGUGUCCGGCCCAAACUGUGGGCACGAUAUGAUUAUGGCAAAGAACAGAGUGUUGCGUUGGACAACAUGAGUGUUGACCAGGUGGCGAAAGCGCUGGAGACGGUUGUGAACACAAAACCGUGAUCACUCUUUCAAGCAUCAAAUAUUUCUCUGUGAUGUUGAAAUGUACUUGUUGUAAGUUAUAAAUAAAAGAAUUGCUUA